Camelina sativa (false flax) is the source of this 573-nucleotide messenger RNA. The record is from RefSeq and is a predicted model, not a curated record. Lineage: Eukaryota; Viridiplantae; Streptophyta; Magnoliopsida; Brassicales; Brassicaceae.
AUGAUGCACUGCAACUCGUGCACAACUCUGGCUGAUACUCACACCAAACUCGAAGCCAUCGUUGGUCCCUCUGUCGCAAACCCAACGCUCUACCGGAGCCUCGCCGGCGCCCUACAAUAUUUAACUUUCACUCGCCCGGACAUCUCUUUUGCUGUUCAACAAGUCUGCUUAUUUAUGUAUGAUCCACGUGAGAUUCAUUUUAAAGCCCUCAAACGGAUUCUUCGGUAUGUUAAAGGCACGCUUGACUUUGGACUCCACCUAUAUCCGACCACAUCCACUGGUUUAGUUGCUUACACUAACACUGAUAGGGCGAGCUGUCCUACGACCCGACGCUCCUCCACUUCCAGCUACUGCAUCUUCCACGGUGACAACCUCAUAUCAUGGUCUGCCAAGCGCCAACACACCGUCUCCCGUUCCAGUUCUGAAGCCGAAUAUAGAGGUGUCGCCAAUGCCGUCGCGGAGACAACUUGGCUCUCUAACAUUCUCCUAGAGCUCCACCGUCCUUUGUUGAAAGCCACCUUGGUGUACUGUGAAAACGUCAGCGCCGUGUAUCUCUCUACCAACCAAGUCUAA